Puntigrus tetrazona (Sumatra barb) is the source of this 1980-nucleotide messenger RNA. It is a transcript of the gene lbr, whose product is annotated as lamin B receptor. The transcript has 14 exons. Gene Ontology annotation, biological process: sterol biosynthetic process. Gene Ontology annotation, cellular component: nuclear inner membrane. Lineage: Eukaryota; Metazoa; Chordata; Actinopteri; Cypriniformes; Cyprinidae. The record is from RefSeq and is a predicted model, not a curated record. The coding region runs from base 145 to 1980 and encodes 611 amino acids. Gene Ontology annotation, molecular function: oxidoreductase activity, acting on the CH-CH group of donors, NAD or NADP as acceptor.
UGGUAGGUUGAGCGGUCACAGAGGGAGGAACGAAUUCAGAGCGGGGGCCAGUGUUUUAAAACAAUAUACUUUAUUUUAUGAAGUUCCGUAGAUAAGCUUUGGAGAUUUUUUUAGGAUAUUAAAAUCGACUGAAGGUAAACGAGGAUGCCGACUACAAGGUUUCAGAUUGGAGAUAGUGUAAUGGGCCGCUGGCCUGGCAGCAACCUGUACUAUGAGGUCAAGGUGCUGAGUUAUGACAACAAGGCUCGGAUGUACACCGUCAUCUACAAAGAUGGUACUGAACUGGAGCUGAGGGAAUCUGACAUCACGAGCCUGGUGAUAUUUAAGCAGGGAGUUGCACGCUCUCGGUCAAGAUCUCGCUCACCGGGACGUUCGCGUCGCAGUCGUUCCCGCUCUCCAGCUAGGACGUCCCGCCGAUCUUCCUCUCGCACCACAGAUGUGCGCAAGGAAAAACUGAAAGAAUCGCUGGAGGUCCGGCUCACCCCUCUGCCGAUGACACACGAGAACAAUAGCAACAGCAAACAUGAGAAGAAAGAGGAAAAUAAUACAGCCAAUACAGCUUCCACAAUCACCGAGGAGAAGACAGAGACUGAAUCAGAGAACCAGACAGGUGGGCGCUACAAUCUACGGCGCAGGAAGGACCAGGGCGAUGGCAAGACAGUAGCGUUGGAGCAAAAGACAGAGACGGAGACACUGCAAGCUAAACCCCCUGCUGUCGGUGCCGUCAAGACGACUGAACUGGAGUUCGGAGGAAGAGUUGGUGUGUUCUUCCUGAUGUUUCUGUUGCCUGUGGCUGUGUUGGCAUUGCUCAUUCUCUGCGGGCAGAAGGAUGCCAGCCUCCAGAGCUUCCCUCUUGAGCUCCCUGCCCUUCAGUCUCUCUGGGACUGUCAGGUCUUUGGCAUCGUCCUGCUCUGGCUUCUCUCCCAGGCCGCUCUCUCCCUGCUCCCUGUCGGAAAGCUCGUUGAAGGAAUGCCUCUCAACAAUGGGAAAACUUUAAAAUACAGGAUCAAUGGUUUCUAUGCACUUGUCCUCACGUCCGUGGCAGUAGCUGUUGCCUUGUAUCAGGAGGUGGAUUUUGGCUACAUCCAUGCUAACUUUCUGCAGUUCUACACCUCGGCCCUGCUCAUCGUCACUCUUCUCAGCAUCUACCUUUUCAUCCGCUCCCGCUGGGCGUCUGAAGAUGAACUUGCUCCUGGAGGCAACUCUGGCUACAUUAUCUAUGACUUCUUCAUGGGCAGGGAGUUGAAUCCCCGCAUCAAGAGCUUCGAUAUCAAGUUCUUCUGUGAGAUGCGCCCAGGCCUGAUGGGUUGGGUAUUGAUUAACUUUGCCAUGUUGCAAGCUGAAAUGAAGCAGCAGAAUCUAGAGAAUCCCUCUCCAGCGAUGCUCCUGGUCAACAUCUUCCAACUCCUGUGGGUUGUUGACGGCAUUUGGCAUGAGGAGAAACUUCUGACCAUGAUGGAUAUAGUAUACGACGGCUUUGGAUUUAUGCUGACAUUUGGAGAUCUGGCUUUUGUUCCCUUCACAUUCACCUGUCAAGCUUACUAUCUAGUCAGCCAUCCCAAUGAACUCUCUGUAUUCUGGAUCAUUACUCUCAUCACUAUGAAUGGAGUUGGAUACUAUAUUUUCCGGAAAGCCAAUUCUCAGAAGUUUGCGUUCAGGAAAAACCCUUCUGACCCAGCAUUGUCUCACCUGAAAACCAUUCCUACUGCAACUGGAAAGAGUCUUAUCGUGUCUGGUCUUUGGGGGUGGGUCCGGCAUCCUAAUUACCUGGGUGACAUCAUCAUGGGGUUGGCUUGGUCUUUGCCAUGUGGAUUCAACCAUUUGAUCCCGUACUUUUACCUCAUCUACUUGAUCACUCUGUUGGUGCAAGACCCCACUCAAGAGCACUUACGGCACUACUGCCUUUUGCUGAUAUGCUUCUAUAUGGCUCCUCAUUGUAAUGUCGCUUUGGAUAAAGCGUCUGCUACUGCAAAGCUGUAA